Molecule: messenger RNA, 1624 nt
Organism: Gracilinanus agilis (Agile Gracile Mouse Opossum)
Lineage: Eukaryota; Metazoa; Chordata; Mammalia; Didelphimorphia; Didelphidae
Gene: SSBP4
Product: single stranded DNA binding protein 4
Exons: 13
Coding region: 80-883 (267 amino acids)
Biological process (GO): positive regulation of transcription by RNA polymerase II
Cellular component (GO): nucleus
Source: RefSeq, a predicted model, not a curated record
UCUGCUUUUCCCCAAGGGCCCUCCUGGCUCUCAGCCGUCUCCACACGCCCAGCCCCCCACACACAAUCCCAACGCCCCCAUGAUGGGCCCUCACAGUCAGCCCUUCAUGUCCCCUCGGUACCCAGGAGGCCCCCGACCAUCCCUCCGAAUGCCAAACCAGCCACCCGUGGGAGUCCCGGGCUCCCAGCCGCUGCUGCCCAAUGCCAUGGAUCCAUCCACGCGGGCUCAGGGCCAUCCGAGCAUGGGGGGCCCAAUGCAGAGGAUGAAUCCGCCCCGAGGAAUGGCGGGCAUGGGGCCUCAGAAUUACGGCAGCGGGAUGAGGCCUCCCCCCAAUGCCCUCGCUGGCCCCGGCAUGCCAGGGAUGAACAUGGGUCCAGGAGGACGGGGGCCAUGGCCUAACCCCGGCGCCAACUCAAUAGCGUACUCCUCCUCCUCCCCGGGCAACUAUGCGGGUCCUCCAGGAGGAGGCGGCCCCCCUGGAACUCCCAUCAUGCCUAGUCCUGGAGACUCAACCAAUUCCAGUGAGAGUAUGUACACCAUGAUGAACCCCAUUGGGCCAGGCAGCAACAGGCCCAACUUCCCAAUGGGCCCUGGGCCCGAGGGCCCCAUGGCAGCAAUGGGGGCAAUGGAACCGCACCACAUGAACGGCUCAUUAGGCUCAGGUGACAUGGAUGGGCUGUCCAAGAACUCUCCGAACAACAUGGCCGGCAUGAGCAACCCCCCAGGCACCCCACGGGACGACGGCGAGAUGGGCGGGACCUUCCUCAACCCCUUCCAGAGUGAAAGCGUAAGCGACCGUGCCAACCCUCCCCCCGCGUCGGGCAGGAGGGGCCUCGCGGGCAGGCCCAAGCGCGGUGGCCGGGGGGCCAGAGCAAGACCGUGACCGCCGGGCCGGGCCGAGGGGCACCAGUACUCCCCCAGCUUGACCAUGAGCGUGUGAUGAGGACGGCCCGGCCCUCGGCCCCAGCCCCCUUGUAAACUUGUGUAUUUAAGGACCGGAUACACCCCUUUCCCUCCUCUUCCCCCCAUGUACCUCCCGCCCCCCAUCCUCUCAGACCUCGCCCACGGGCACCCGCUGGGCUGCUGGCAUCUGGGCAUCCGGGGCCGGCUCCCUCAUCACCCCAGCCUCGUGGCCUCCCGCCGGGGCGAGCCCCCACCCGUCGGUCUUUCAGGGCGCGGGGGCGGGAGGUAUCCGAGGCACUUCGGACAUUUGGACAGAACGAGGAACGGGCUGGGCCGUCCCUUCCGCCUGGGUCCGCGCUGACCUUCUGACGGCCCCACCCUUGCUGAAGUGACCCUGGCUGGGGGGAGGCACUGCGGCCUUUGAGGCCCGGAGCUGCCCCCCACCCCUGUGCCCCCCGGCCUGCGGGCCCGACGUUCCAUGCACCAACAACUUUACUUUUAUACCGCGAGGACCUCAGAGACAGACAGAUGGACCGGAGUCCACCCCCCCAGCUGUACAGCCCUCCCCCCGCUGGGGCCACCCGGGCCAUCUGCGUGCAGGGCUGGCGGCUCAGGCUAUCUCGGCUGCCAGGGCUGUGAAGACGGAGCCAUGGAAAGGUGGGGUGGGCGGGGGGAGGGCGGGGGAACCUGCAUCAAUAAAUGGAAUUUGACAUUUUUUUCA